UGCAGCCUUAAAAGCCGCCAUACUGCGCACAUAGGAGCUUAACCGUCACGUGCGCCGCUGCAUCAACACUGCCUGCGCCUGUGCCACGGGUGCAUCCACAUUUUUCGACAUCUCGUGCUCGCGAACAGCGAAAAACUGCGUGUCACACUGCAACCACGCCCUAGUUAUGCGAAAGAUGCGAAACCGCGCGCGGCAGUUGUUUCAUGUAUUGCUGCUAGCGCCGUGCAUUGCUUUGGGCGGCAUAAAAACGAAUUUUGAAAGAAUAGGACUGCGGCGGAUCAAGUUCGGCGGCACGUUCCAGCUACGAGAACCGUUUCGGGGCGUGCGCGCGGGCCGCGCCGCGGACUACCUCUCGGAUCCGUUGAGGGUCAUCGCGGCGGCGUGGCCGCCUCAUUUGAUCAAGGGGCCCACGGUUAGAGAUGAUGGUGUCCUCGACUACGACCUGGAGCAGGAGACGAUCAACUUCGCCGGGUUACUUACUGUUGAUGGGACUGUCGACAUGGAAGUGAGGCAAAGCCCUCGGGGCGGUGUCACGCUCACGUCCAAGAAACUGCGCAGCGUCGCGAAGCUGUCGAACGGCCAAUCUGUGGACGUGCCCAUCGACUUCGAGCUGGAGGGGCGCCUCGACCCGCAAUCAAUUGAUCCGAACGCGUCGGCGGCGAUACGGGGCGAAUUUACGUUCUCCGUGGCCGCCGACUUGGUCGGUCCGUUGUUGCUGCUGCCGUCGCCUGCGUUAAAAGCGGCGGCGGUGGCCGUGAACCGGCAGCUCGACCUGGGCGGGCGGUUCACGCGCGGGAUCCUCGGGAAGUACCCGGCGUGGGCGCGCGCGAACCCGAUACCUCGGCCGGGCGCUGCGAAGGAGUCUUCUUCGGCGGAUUAGUUGUGUAACUGAAUAGUUGUGUCAAGAUGUGUCGC
Pelagomonas calceolata is the source of this 915-nucleotide messenger RNA. NCBI's taxonomy places the organism in Eukaryota, Pelagophyceae, Pelagomonadales, Pelagomonadaceae. The record is from the annotation of a GenBank genome assembly.